AUCAGACACCUUGCUUUAACAAUCGGGAUAGGAAAUGAUCCCCCGAUGUUCGGCGCGGAUGAUCUUCACCAGAUUCCUGCUACGGUAUCGGACACCAUUUACGCCUCCUGGUGAAUUUUCGCCCUCAAUUAUCUUGGACGAGUAUUUAUCUCCCCGCAUUCUCCUCUCGUUGUCGGUCUUCUGGGGCCAAUUCUGAGCUUUUCAUCUUUUUCUCAUCUCCCUUGUCCAGUUCGAGCGAAAGGAUACCAUCACGUAUCAAAACAACGAGACCACGUUGUUAGUUCAGGACCUUACCACCAACAAGCCGUAGAGGACGAACAGGUUAUAAGCUGUCACAAUGCCGUCGAUUUCAGGCAGUAGGACUCUGUACGACAAGGUGUUGGCGGAUCAUAUUGUUGACGAGAAGCUUGAUGGCACAAUUCUGUUAUAUAUAGAUCGUCAUCUGGUUCAUGAAGUCACAUCACCCCAGGCGUUUGAAGGCCUAGAAAAUGCCAGCCGCCAAGUCAGAAGACCUGACAUGACACUGGCGACAACAGAUCAUAAUGUCCCCACAAAGUCCAGAAAAGGCAUGAAGGACAUCUCCACAUUUGUGGAGGAGGAGGACUCUCGUCUCCAAUGCACAACCCUUGAGGAGAACGUCAAGAAGUUUGGAGUCACCUAUUUCGGACUCGGCGACAAGCGACAAGGAAUCGUCCACGUAAUUGGACCCGAGCAGGGCUUCACUCUCCCUGGCACAACUCUCGUCUGUGGUGACAGCCACACCUCGACCCAUGGCGCGUUUGGCGCCUUUGCCUCUGGCAUCGGAACGAGCGAAGUCGAACAUGUCUUGGCCACCCAGUGCCUCAUUACCAAAAGAAACAAGAACAUGAGGAUACAAGUCAAUGGCGAGUUGGCUCCCGGCGUUAGCUCCAAAGAUGUUGUUCUUCAUGCCAUUGGACUGAUUGGCACAGCUGGUGGUACCGGCUGUGUCAUCGAGUUCUGCGGCUCUGCCAUUCGGAGUUUAAGUAUGGAGGCCCGCAUGUCCAUUUGCAACAUGUCUAUUGAGGCUGGUGCUCGGGCUGGCAUGGUUGCCCCUGACGAGGUUACCUUCGAGUAUCUCAAGGGCAAGCCUCUCGCUCCUAAAUACCCGUCUGCUGAAUGGGACCGAGCCGUUUCGUACUGGAAGAGCCUGCAGUCCGACCCGGAUGCGAAAUACGAUAUUGACGUGCAGAUUGACGGUGCUGACAUUGCCCCCACAAUCACGUGGGGUACUAGCCCUGAGGACGUGGUUCCAAUUACUGGGGUAGUGCCCGACCCUGAGACCUUUUCAACCGAAGCCAAAAAGGCGAGUGGCCGACGGAUGCUUGAGUAUAUGGGGCUUACUGCGGGAACCAAGAUGGAGGAUAUUCCGGUUGACAAGGUCUUCAUCGGAUCCUGCACAAAUUCCCGGAUUGAGGAUCUACGAGCCGCCGCCCAGGUCGUCAAGGGCAGGAAGAUCGCUCCGUCUGUGAAACGUGCGAUGAUUGUACCCGGCUCUGGUCUGGUCAAGGAUCAGGCCGAGGCUGAAGGUCUCGACAAGGUCUUUCUGGACGCCGGAUUUGAGUGGAGGGAAGCUGGCUGCAGUAUGUGCCUAGGAAUGAACCCCGACAUCUUGGCCCCCAGAGAACGAUGCGCCAGCACCAGUAACCGAAAUUUCGAGGGCCGACAAGGUGCUCUCAGCCGAACCCACUUGAUGUCGCCUGUCAUGGCGGCUGCGGCAGCUAUUGUGGGCCGGCUCACCGAUGUCCGAAAAUUGACUGAGUACAAGACUAGCCCUCAUAUUGAAGCUUUCAAGCCGACGCCGUCCGGGAAGCCAAAGGUUGAUGAGCGCAUCAAGUACGACGACGAGGCACAGGAGCAGCUCGCAGACCAGCCCGAGGACAACUCACCUCACACCAAUACUAUUGCCUCAAAACCCGAGGGAUCUCAGGGUGUCCCCAAGUUUGAGGUUCUCAAGGGCAUUGCAGCACCUUUAGACCGGUCCAACGUUGACACUGAUGCCAUCAUCCCCAAACAAUUCCUCAAGACUAUCAAGCGUACCGGUCUCGGCUCUGCCGCUUUUUACGCAUGGCGAUUUAAGGAGGAUGGCUUGCCAGACCCUGACUUCGUGCUCAACCAAGAGCCAUACACAAGGUCCAAGAUUCUUAUCUGCACGGGUCCCAAUUUUGGAUGUGGCAGCUCGCGUGAACAUGCUCCUUGGGCGCUGCUCGACUUUGGCAUUAAAUGUGUUAUUGCUCCGUCAUUCGCCGAUAUCUUCUUCAACAACACGUUCAAGAACGGCAUGCUUCCCAUUGUCGUCGAGUCCAAGGACGACAUGGACAAGAUCGUGGCCGAGGCUCGCCAGGGCAAGGAGAUAGAGGUCGAUCUGCCCAACCAGGUCAUCCGUGACGGAUCCAGUAAUGAGAUUUGCAAGUUUGACGUUGAGGAGUUCCGCAAGCAUUGUUUGGUUAACGGCUUGGACGACAUUGGUCUAACCAUGCAGCUAGAGGACAAGAUUUGCGAGCAUGAGAAGAAGAUCACGAGAGACAUGCCCUGGCUUGAUGGUAGAGCCUAUCUGAAGAGAAAGGGCCAGGGUGGCAAGCUUGCCGUGAAAGCCGCGCCGGUACCCAAGACGAACCGAGGCGAGGUGAUCCAGAACCCCAUUGACUGGUGAGACUCAUUUGGGAGAAAAGUGUUUUGUACGAGCGUUUGCUUUGCGAUGUUGGAGUAUCACUACGAGCAACCCUAAAAGAGGAGAGAGAGAGAAACAAAUGACGGGAUAAUCUGAAUUUUGAGGAAUAUUGCAGAUACAGGCUUUGAUUUUGCUGCAUCAAAGCAUGCUAGCUGCCAAGAAUGAUGAAUAAAUCCGAUUGCACAAAUCACCUAAUACUUCUCGAUCAUAUUUGCGCAGAAGUCUGGACUUGUUCCAUGGUUGAGUUACUAGCG
Pseudomassariella vexata is the source of this 2943-nucleotide messenger RNA. Its product is annotated as 3-isopropylmalate dehydratase-like protein. Gene Ontology annotation, molecular function: 4 iron, 4 sulfur cluster binding; 3-isopropylmalate dehydratase activity. The record is from RefSeq and is a predicted model, not a curated record. Lineage: Eukaryota; Fungi; Ascomycota; Sordariomycetes; Amphisphaeriales; Pseudomassariaceae. Gene Ontology annotation, biological process: L-leucine biosynthetic process. The transcript is spliced from 4 exons. Gene Ontology annotation, cellular component: 3-isopropylmalate dehydratase complex. The coding region runs from base 338 to 2671 and encodes 777 amino acids.